This is a messenger RNA of Arctia plantaginis, 1449 nucleotides long. NCBI's taxonomy places the organism in Eukaryota, Metazoa, Arthropoda, Insecta, Lepidoptera, Erebidae. The record is from the annotation of a GenBank genome assembly.
AUGGCUACAACAACGAGUUCAACUUGCAAAUGGCUGAAAGAAAUUAUUGAAUACUAUAAAACAAAGUUCAAAGAAGAUGGCCAUACCACACUCACGAUCAAAGGUCAUCACAGUGGUUGGGUUACAGCUGGCCAUCAUGGUAAUAUGGUUGGAGAUGGUCACCACAUAGGCUGGGUUACCAGAGGUCAUCAUAUGGGCGAGGGACCGGGCAGAACUAAUUUUCCAUCAACAAAUCGUGGUGGCAGUGGGAGGGGUAAUUGGUUUAAAAACUCUCAUCACAGUGGUGGUGCAAAUGCAAGAGGCAAAGGUGGUCCUAUUAUCGGCGGCGGUCCAGGAAGUACUAAUUUUCCAUCCACCGUUCAUUACGGUGGUGGAAAAAUUAAAGGCAUUCAGUACGCUGAUAGUACUGAAAGCUGGGGCAAACACUGGUAUCAUGGUGGUGACAGAUUUGGUAAAAACUAUCAUCCUAGUGGUGGUGCUAGUGAUAAAGGAAGAACUGGUUCUGUUAUUGGCGGUGGUCCUAGAGGAAUUCCUGUUCUGACCUCUACUCGUCAUGGUGGUGAUACAGGUAGAGGCGUGAAUCGCGAAAGUAUUAAAGAAACGACGAACAAACAUCGUUAUUAUGGUGGUAAUACGUACGUUGGUAACAAUUACUAUCACACUAGUGGUGGUAGUAGUGAAAGGGGGAGGUCUAGCCCUAUUAUUGGCGGCGGUCCGGAAAUAACUCAUUUACCGUCAACCAUUCUUUUUGUUGGAGGGACAGAUAGUAGGGGUAAAAAAUAUCAUUACAGAAGUGGUGUCAGUGAUGAGGAUAGAAACGGAACUAUUAUUGGCGGUGGCCCCCGAGACACACAUGUAACAUCAACCGUUCUAUACCGCGGUGGGAAAGAUAGAGGUGAACAUCACCUUCUGAACGAUUGGGGUAAAAUACAUCAUCACAGCAGUCGUGUCAGUGAUAGGGCUAGAGAUGGUCUUAUUAUUGGUGGGGGUCCCAAAGAGAGUCGUCUUCCAUCAACUAAUCGUCAAGAUAGUAGUGGAUGGGGUAGAGUUACCCAUUACGCUGAUGUCGGCGAACGGGUCAAAAACCGUUAUCACAGCGGUGGUGCCAAUUAUAGAAGUAGAGAUGGUCCUAAUAUUGGCAGUGGACCCACAAGAACUACCGCCAGUGAUACGAGUAGAGGUGGUCAUAUUAUUGGUGGUGGUCCGAAAAGAACGCAUUUACCUCCAACUAUUUAUCACCGUAGUGGUAUUGGUGUGAUGAGUGAUCAACAAAGUAGUGUAAACGAAUGGCAGAAAAGAGGUUAUCACGGUGUGGCUAGUAGUAGUUGGGGUGGAAGUAAUGGAGAAAUCGGAAAAGGUAGCAAGAUUAUUGGUGGCGUCCCGACAAGAACUCGUUUUUCAACAACUAGUUAUAUUUUUGAGAGUACUCCGAAGUAUAGGAAUAAUUAA